Messenger RNA from Hirsutella rhossiliensis, 894 nucleotides. Its product is annotated as polyprotein. Lineage: Eukaryota; Fungi; Ascomycota; Sordariomycetes; Hypocreales; Ophiocordycipitaceae. The transcript has 3 exons. Bases 1 to 894 code for a protein of 297 amino acids. The record is from RefSeq and is a predicted model, not a curated record.
AUGCACACCAACACCAUCGUCGUUUUCUUCUAUGUGGAUGACUUUGUGGCUCUCUUCCGCAACGGACAAGCAGCGGAUUUUCAAGCUUUUCACGAUAGCCUCAUCGAAGCCUACAACGUCAAGGUCCUUGGAGACCUACGUUGGUUCAUCGGCAUUGAGAAGUCGUAUAUUCAGAAGAUCGCCAGCAGAUUCGACUGUACGACGAAUUCAAAGCCGAUCAAGCAGCCGCUUGGCCUCGAACUCCUGGAACCAUUCAAUCAAGCAUCCCCGACCAACGACAUAGAGCUAUUUCAAGCUCUAAUUGGCUCCUUGAUCUAUGCGACGAUCAUCACCCGGCCUGACGCGGCAUUUGCAGCAUCAAGGCUAUCCCAAUUCCUUCAAAACCCAAGUCCUGUUCACAUUCAACAGGCAAAAAGGGUUAUUGAAUUCCUCUACAGAGACGUCAACAAAGUCAUCGAAUUCGACGGCCAAAACCACACGUGCGAAGCCAUGUCCGAUGCUUCGUUCGCUGACGACCACAGAGACCGGAAGAGCACCCAAGGAUAUGCUAUCAAGCUAUUCGGAGGCCCCGCCUCGAAGGAGCUUCUAGCGUUCCAUCGCCUUUGUAAAGAAAUCACCCUCGAUCUUGAAUCCAAAGACCCAGCCAUCCAGUGUGAUAAUCAACAGACCAUACGCCUUCUUACGCAAGAGAUGGUGACUUUGGUGACCAAGCUGCGCCACGUUGAUAUUCAUCACCAUUGGCUUCGUCAAGAGGUUCAGAACGGCAACCUACAGGUCGAUUGGAUGCCUACCGCGCACAUGGCUGCUGACGGUCUCACCAAAGCUCUACAGGGACAGAAAUUCGCUGAGUUUCAACGUCAAAUCGGGCUCGUGGACCUACCAUUGCAGAAUUAG